This is a messenger RNA of Mytilus trossulus (common blue mussel), 2247 nucleotides long. RefSeq lists its product as uncharacterized. The coding region runs from base 1 to 2247 and encodes 748 amino acids. The transcript has a single exon. NCBI's taxonomy places the organism in Eukaryota, Metazoa, Mollusca, Bivalvia, Mytilida, Mytilidae. The record is from RefSeq and is a predicted model, not a curated record.
AUGGAUUCAAAGCUGAAGUCAGUUCGUGCUGGACACAAAGGAGCCGUCACGAAGCUACUGGUGAAAUUCGACGAGUUAAAGUCAAAAACAGACACAGAAGUUGACGAAGUGAAAGCCCUUGAUGAUGCCGUCACGCAGAAACAGAAAACAUUAAUUGACCUGAAUAACAGACUUUUGGAACAGACAUCGGAGGAAAAUCUGGAGCAGGAAAUCACCGACUCAGAUGAGUAUAUGUACGAACUUGAUUGUAAAAUUAGACAAAUUCGGAAAUUUAUUAAGUCCUUUGAAACAAGUACUAUAAUUUCGCAUGAUAUUGUUGGUCCUUCAACGAGCAGACUUAACCCAGACGCAUAUAAUUUCACACCCGAAGCUAGAGUUGAUAUGAACACAUGUGCAAUAGAUUCUAUCAACCAACAGUAUUCAAUGCACGCCCCUGCAGUUCAUACCCGUCCGUCAGAGAAUGUCAUGUUUCAAGUCCCGUCAGAACCGAGAUCUUCAAAAUCUAAUUACCAUAGGCUUCCAAAGUUAGACUUACCCUAUUUUAAUGGAGAUAUUCUCAAGUGGCAGACAUUUUGGGAUUGUUUCGAGUCAUCCAUACACUUCAACGACACAUUAACUUCAAUCCAAAAGUUUAAUUAUCUGAAAGCCCAGCUAGAGGGAAGCGCCGCGCAAACAGUAGAGGGAUUCGCUUUGACAAAUGGUAACUACGAAACCGCAGUCAACCUUCUCAGAGAUCGGUUCGGACAACCUAGCAAACUGAUACAUGCUUACAUGAAAGCACUCAUGAAUUUACCCGCACCGACAAAUGAUGCUUUUAGUUUAAGGUCUUACGGAGACAGAUUAGAAUCAUACGUACGAGGAUUAGAGUCACUUGGUCAAACAUCAGAGAUGUAUGGUUCGCUUUUGGUACCUGUAGUUUUGGACAAGUUACCGAUUGACGUAAGAAAAUCUAUUGCAAGAGAACACGGGAGAGAUAAUUUGAUGUUGCAAAAUCUACGAAAAUCAAUAACUAAAGAGAUUGAAAUACUUGAGGCAGGACAGGGAGUCAUGGAACCGGACAGAUUGCACACCACAGCAUUUUUCACAGGUACAAAACCAAGAUCACACAAUAAAGGUAAAUUAACUGACACACGGAAGAAGGUAAAUACGCAUACAUGUAUUUUUUGUUCAGGUCAGCACUAUCCAACGGAGUGCUCUGAAGUAACAGACGCAAACGCUAGAAAUCAAAUAGUAAAACAGAAACAACUAUGUUUUAACUGUUUAGGGUCACACCGGGUGGCCGCAUGUAAGUCUACAAAACGGUGUAAAAAUUGUAAUGGAAUGCAUCAUACAAGCAUAUGUAAAGGGAAAGAGGUCAUUACAGAUACGAAGCAGGAGCCGAAAAUACAGCAGACAGCUAUCAACGUGGUUGAAACAUCAGACACAACUAGUGUAUUGCAUGCAUCACAAGUAAGUCCCGACAUUCUCCUAAAAACAGCAACUGCACCAGUUAUAUAUAACGACGUAAAAACAGAAUGUAACAUCUUAUUUGACGAAGGAGCGCUACGUUCCUUUAUCACUCAGAAAUUAGCCGAUAAACUUGAAAUUAAAACAACGGGGAAAGUCAGCAUUCAACUGUCUGCGUUCGGAGAUUUAUCUCAGAAAGUUCGUAACUUGGAAACUGCAACAAUACAAUUACAGAUCGACACGGGAGAAAAUGUGCGUAUAAACACACUCAUUGUGCCGGAAAUUGCCGUCCCGAUUCAUAACAGUAUUUCACAUACUACAAAGAGCUUGCCACAUUUGAGAGGACUUAAACUUGCAAAUUCUGUACACAGUGGAGAGCGUUUUGAGAUCGACCUACUAAUAGGCGCGGAUUAUUACUGGGAAAUUAUUGAGGACAAAAUCAUAAGAGGAAAAGGACCCACCGCUGUACAGUCAAAGAUAGGAUAUCUGUUAUCAGGACCAACUAUUGGAAAUAUCAGCCAGCAUUCAAGAUCUACAGUUCUUGUAAACGUCAUCGCACACAAGAACACGACUAUUGAUAACGAGAAAGGCAAUUCCAAAGAAGGGUUGUCUCAGAAACAUAACCAUCAAGAUGAUGUACCUUCAGGUAUGAUCGUUACCAAAAGAAGAGCCUUUGAGGAAAACACCCAAGGAAGUGACUAUCUACCAAGACCGCCCGAACGAACACACCCUCAACUGGUGGAGUCAAGAAGCCACAUAGAUACAGGACAGAAACUUAUAAUGAAAGAAAUUUACAGCUGA